AUGGCCAACACAAGAAAGUUGACAGCAACUUCGCCAACAUGCGAGGAGCCGGGAGCAAGAAUACUCGAGACGCAAAGACUCAUCCUCCGUCGAUUCUAUCCGUCAGAUGCAGAAGUCAUGUCCCAAGCAGCUGACAACAAGUCCAUCUCCAAAAACCUGCGCGAUGGUUUCCCAUCCCCUUACACACUGGCCGAUGCAUUGUAUUUUAUCAACAACGUAGCCAAUAACUUUGACGGCGGUGGUCAACACUGUGGCAUCUUUGUCAAGGCCAACGCAACAGAGAACCCUUCGUCGGAACCGAUGUUUAUAGGCACUAUAGGCAUGAUGGCCAAGAACGACGUCUAUUUCCGCACGUGGGAGAUGGGCUACUGGUUGGCUGAGACAGCCUGGGGGAAAGGCUAUGCAACUGAAGCUGCCAAGGCACUCAUACGGUGGUGCUUCGAAACAUGGCCUGAGUUAAACAGGAUCGAGGCGUGUGCCAAUGGGGGCAAUAAAGCAAGCCAGAAUGUACUAAGGAAGUCUGGACUCGUCGAAGAAGGCACCAGGAGAGGUGCUGUUUGCAAGAAUGGGGAAAUGCUAGACGAGGUUCUGUUUGGUCUGUUGAGGAGCGAACUACAUAUAGCUGAAUAG
Messenger RNA from Fusarium tjaetaba, 630 nucleotides. Its product is annotated as n-acetyltransferase p20. The transcript has a single exon. The coding region runs from base 1 to 630 and encodes 209 amino acids. The record is from RefSeq and is a predicted model, not a curated record. Lineage: Eukaryota; Fungi; Ascomycota; Sordariomycetes; Hypocreales; Nectriaceae. Gene Ontology annotation, molecular function: acyltransferase activity, transferring groups other than amino-acyl groups.